Molecule: messenger RNA, 3276 nt
Organism: Dioszegia hungarica
Lineage: Eukaryota; Fungi; Basidiomycota; Tremellomycetes; Tremellales; Bulleribasidiaceae
Exons: 9
Coding region: 1-3276 (1091 amino acids)
Biological process (GO): positive regulation of DNA-templated transcription
Cellular component (GO): Set1C/COMPASS complex
Source: RefSeq, a predicted model, not a curated record
AUGGGGGAGAGUAGUACGAAGCGCAGUGUGGCGCCGAAGGCGUCAGGGAGUAGCAAGCGGCGGAGGACGGUCAAGCAGGAAUCCGAGGAAGAGGAAGAGGAGGAGAUGGUGGAAGUGAAGGACGAGGCAGAUGGCUCGCCCAAGCCAAUAGCGAAGGCGGGAAGGGGGAAGACGAGGAUAUCUCCAGCGGUACCGGUCUUCACGCCCUUUCCUAUCAAUGAUCGACCUUCGCAAAUGGAGGAGAAGCCGGUUCUCCUCUCCCCAGCGAGACGGAGGGCAGUUCGCCGUGUCGUCCCGGACUCGCCGGAGGAAGAGGAGGAGACGGUGGAGAUCGGCGAGGCAGAAGAUGAGAGGGGCAUCGAAAGGGAUGAGCGGGAAGCAGGGGGAUCGCUAUCCGGCACGUCUCGCAAGAACGGACGCUUCUCCCCGGUCAGGCGACAACCAUCAAGCGCACCUUCUACGUCUCCCCAUCCCGCAACGGUGGACGAAUCUCGGCCCCUCACACCUCCACUUCCGGCUGCCGGUCUCUCCUCCAUUUGGCGCCAGGAGGAAGUCGAGGAAGAGGUCGAAGAGGAGCUCGAGGGGCAAUAUGAUGGUGGCCCAGAGGAGUACGCGAUGAGCUCUCGACCCGCUACUCCUCCUCUGCCGGCCAACUUUUCGGCCGACGCGGCCAAAGCAAAAAUGGUCAUUCUACCCACACUCGAGACCGGCGGGACAGCACUAGAAGGAGUAGCGGAGCAAGCCGCCAGCUCGCCUCCUUCUACGCCGCCUCUCCUGCACGAGCAAUCUGCAGAAGCCGAGGAGGAGAAGGAAGACCCGGUGGCCCUAGAUGGAGAAGAUGCUCCGGCAGGGGAGGUUGCUGAGGCAAUACCGGACGCCAAUGAGGCCGAGAGCCCGAAGGAUGACAACGCCAGCGCGGAGGCGCCCGACGAGAUGGCUGCGACAGGCGCGCAGCAUGAUCUGGCCAAGGAGGAAGCCAGUAUGGAGGAGGCACUUGCAAAAGCGAAAGAAGCGACUGCCGAUAUCAUACCCGCAGGAUCGGCGGUCGAUGAUGUGGCGACAUUAAGGGACGGCGGACAGGAGCAGGAGGUGGUCGAAGAUGAGGCGGAUGAAGAGGAGGAGCCAUCCCCACUUCAUCCGGCCAAGGACGAUGAUCUGGAGCGGCCGGGGACGGAAGUGGUGGAGGAUGCGGCAACAUCAGUGCCGGCAGCUGCAAGCGUCGCUGCAGACGAAAGUUCGGACGACCACAUCAUCAGUGCGGAUGCUGAGCCGAGCAUCGGGAACACGGAGCCGGGACCCGACCAGGCGGAGGGGGACAUCGAGAUGGAGGGCGCGACGAUCGAGGCGGAAGAUGUCGUGCCCGGUCAUCCGGACGCCGAUGCUGCAGCUGGCGAUGGCAUGGCGCAGAACACUGCAGCAGGAGAUCCUGUCCCGGACGGGGACCAGCCGGCAUCACAUACCACGCAGGAGGAAUCGGCAGUCGAGCACGGAGAGACACCAUCACUUGCACCGGCAGCUACCGCUGAGGCGUUGCUAGCCACGACGUCUGCCAUCAACACCGGGAGCUCUGUCGACGUUGCGGAACAGUCCGCCGUCCCCAUCCCACUAACCACUGCCUCCACACUGCUAAGCAGCGCCCCUUCCCGCCCCGUCCUCCCCUCGACACCGGAUCAGCUCUCCGUACCUUCCAGGCAUAUCGCCCUCCACUCCUCCUCGUCAUUGUCUACCGCCCCGGACGUCCCGACCCCUGCCGGUCCUGCAGACGAGGACGUCGACAUGCCCUUCACGGCAUUAGCGGCCGUCGUGGCCUCCUCGCCGACGCCGCAUCCGGCGGAAGAAGAGGGCGAGGAGGAGCUGGACCCGGAAGAUCGCGAGAUGGAGGAAGAACAAGAGCCCGAGGACACCAUCGAAGCGGCCGAGGCGGUCUCCGGUGCGGAUUCGAGAGAUGUCUCAACGGUGGCUAGCGCAAGCACACCCGCAGCUGCACCUGCCGUGAGCGGAGAGGUAGUUGUCUUGAACUCGAAGGGUCUGCCGAAGCAGAAACCGGGGCGCAAGAAGGGGUGGAAGGCGGAUGCUCGGACGGUAAUAAAGGAUGCGGCGGUGAAGAAGGGAGGGAAGGCUGCGGUGGGGAAGAAGGGCAAGGUUGAGGCGCUCAAGUCCGCUGCGAGGGGCCGAUCCGACAGCACUUCGUCUAUAUCAGAAACCCCAGAACCGUCGAAAUCCACAGCUGGUAGCAGAUCCAACGUGGUUGUCGAGUCCGUUACAGAGACGGACUCCGACGAGGGGGAAGAGGACUUCGCGAUCUACUGUACAUGCGGGAAGCUGCAUAGGAGUGAUGGAAACGAUGAGCUGGUCGGAUGUGACGGGUGUGAUGGCUGGUUCCAUGCUGGAUGUGUGGGGUUGACGAAGAGCGAGAUUGACCUUAUCGCCAACUUUUACUGCCCGAGCUGCGAGAAAGCGACAGCCAACAAGACUGUCCUGAAGCGGCUAUGCAAGCGAGACGGAUGCGAAAAGAAGUUUACCGCCAAGCAGUCCAAGUUCUGCUCGUCUCACUGCGGCUUCCGACACGCGCACGCCAUUGUCGCCGACAUGCAGAGCAAGAAGCAGCACAAACAGCUUAAACAGCUCUCGACCACCUUGGCGCACUAUCCCCCUCCACCACCCGACGUCAAAAUCGUCGAGCACACCUCUUCCACCACCAUGACUUCGCAUUCACCGUCGGACCCCAUCGACAUCCUGGAAAAGAGUAUCGCUUCUACUGAAGCAGCGAUCUCGAUCUUGGAGAAACGGCUCGUCAUACUCGCCAAGGCGGUGGAGCAGUGCGAUACCGUCCCUCCCUUGACUGCGCCAGGUGAUGAAGCGGGGAAGAAGAAGCGUAAGGUCGGCGGAGGGGAUGAUCGGCCGUGUGCAUGGGUGGAGGCGCUGAUUUGGGGAGAUGAGGCGGUUGAGGCGUGGGAAGUUGGCAAGCCAUUAGGCGUGAUCGCAGCGCCGGCGGAGGGGGACGAUGUGGAGAUGGCGGAGGGCGCUGAGAGAGAAGAAGAUGUGGGAGCAUAUUGCUUGAACCAGAGGAAGAGGUGUGAUCGACAUGCUGGAUGGCAGAAGACGGUCCCUAAUUCACUCGAUGUGGAAUUGGCGCAGGCGCAAGAAAGCCUUUUAAAUUUGACGUCGGAAAGGGAUCAUCUGACCGCCACCCGAGAACACAAGGAGGUCGGCAAGAUUGCUCGUGAGCACUUGCAUGAGGUCUUAGCAUUGAACAUGGCGAAGAAAUUUGUAUAG